Messenger RNA from Drosophila kikkawai, 2928 nucleotides. The record is from RefSeq and is a predicted model, not a curated record. NCBI's taxonomy places the organism in Eukaryota, Metazoa, Arthropoda, Insecta, Diptera, Drosophilidae.
AUGGAGAAUGAUGAAGAUCCCUUUGCGUGCGGCUCGACUCUAGCGAGGACGCCCCGCCAAGAGAGGGAAGGGGAUGAAGCAGAGGCCUUCAGGAGGAGCGGCAAGGUCUCCCGAACGCCCACAGCGCUGGAAGCCCUAGAAGAUGGGCGGAGCCCUGGGCCAAGCUCAACGCCGCCCCCCAAGAGGACGCGGGAUCCUGCGAGCCCGACCAGCUCGCAAAGAACUACGCCGGCCAAGAAGAGUAAGGCGUCAGAGGAGGCAGCCAGCCUGCAGGACCUCCAGGAGCUGGGAAAGCUGCUGCAGGAAGUCUCCACGAAGAUGAUGGACAAGACGACGCGCCACAUCACCGUCUCCACGAGGGAGCUGUUUGCCAAAAUGAAGGCGCUACAUGCGAGCAUUCUGGCGGCGAGCAGAGCGGCAGCCGCGGGUUCCAAAGAAAGGCAGGAGUGCGACGUCGGGACCAGUCUGUGCCCAAAAUGCGCCCAGAGCACAUGCAGCGCCGACAAGGAGCAGCAGACAAAGACCGUCGGGAAAAAGGAGGCUACAGCCCAAACAGAGCCCUGGCGUAGGCUUAGCCAGCCAAACUGGCCGGAACUACCCGCGCCUGUGCCUGCCCCUAAACCAGCCGGCGCAACCCAGCAGGGAAGCGAGAAGGGGCCCAGAAAUCCCCGGAAAAAGACACAAGGAGCCCACUCAGAGUCCGCGGAGGCACACACCGCCACCCGGAUCCUCGAGAACACCGCAAAGCCCACCGGUGAAUGGAGGGUAGUCGCCAAGAAGCCGAGGGCAGCGCGCCGUGGACGACCCGAUGCUGUCAUCGUGCAAGCAAACGGCAAGUCUUACAGCGAGGUACUAGCUAUGGUGACCAGGAGGGACGACAAGCAGUUGUCGGACCUGGGCGCCUGCGUCUCAAAGGUUCGGCGCACCAACAACGGCAACCUGCUCCUAGAGGUGGCUAAAGGGAGUGUUGAGAGCGCCGAGGAGAUGAAGGAGAGCAUCGAGAGGGUGCUCGGUGACUCCGCGACUGUGCGUGCGUCGACGGAGGACACGAAAGUGCUGGUUCUGGAGGUACGGAACAUCGACUCUAUCACCUCGAAGAAGGAGGUCUGCGCCGCUAUUGCCGGCCAGUUCAACUUCGAGGCAGAACGGGUGAGAGUCCGGAGCAUGCGCAGUGGCCGCUCAGAAACGCAGCUGGCGGUGGUCAGCCUGCCCGUCCCAUUGGGCAAGGCAGUCCUUCAGCGCGGAGAGGUGCGGAUCGGAUGGUCAACCUGUAGGAUCCGCGAAAGAACCGGCCCACCGAGGUGCUUCAGGUGCCUGGAAACCGGGCACAUUGCGAUCCACUGCAAGAACCCGGUGGAUAGGAGUGCCUGUUGCUUCAAAUGCGGAGAGAUGGGACACAAGGCGGCCGAUUGUUCCAAGGAGCCAUCGUGUUUCCUAGCGGCGCAGGACCUGCUUCUGCAGACGGUGAGCGAGGUAGCGGCGGACGUCGCUAUACUUAGCGAACCAUACAAGGCGAGGGAGGGAGGAGCAUGGGCGAAGGACCGCUCCGGCAAGGCGGCCCUUUGGCUCUGUGGCGGCGGACAGCGGCGGAUGUCCAACAUCCUUUCAGCCGAUGGAUUUGUGCGGGCGGAUAUCAGUGGCUUUUGCAUUUACAGCUGCUACUUGGCCCCCAGUCUCCCGCUGGAUGCAUUCAGCAGGAUCCUGGACAACCUAUGCAGCGACAUGCGUGGCAGGGCCAAGGUUGUAGUCGGAGGCGAUUUCAACGCCUGGGCCCUCGAGUGGGGAUCCGUCUCCACUAACGCCAGGGGACGCGCGGUGCUGGAGGCAUUUGCCUCGACGGACGUGGUCCUCCUAAACGACGGGAUGAGGCACACAUUUGCCAGAGCAGGAGCCGCCUCAAUAAUCGACCUGACCUUUGUGAGCAGCGCAAUUUCCCAGGACGCCAGCUGGGGGGUCAGCGACGCUUACACCGGGAGCGACCACGAGGCGAUCCUAUGCACCGUGGGUGCGCCGGAGGGGACCACCCGCACACGGCUGCGGCCCAGGAAAGCCUACCGGCCGGACACGCUGCGCACCCAGGCAUUCGCCAACGCGCUGGACGGCAUGUCAGCCGAGGCGCUGGGUGAAGCCAACGAGGCUGCAAACCAGAUCGCAGCAGCCCUGGAGCACGCCUGCGACCAGAGCAUGCGGCUGAGAGGGACAUGUCGGAGGAAUCAAAGGCCAACAUUCUGGUGGAGCGAAGAGAUAGCCGAUCUCCGGGCAAAGUGCCUCCAUGCUCGGAGGCAAAUGACCCGGGCACGUGGCUCCUCUCGACUGGUCGAGUGCUGCGAAGCCUACAAGUCGGCCAGGAGGGCCCUAAAACUGGCCAUAAGAGAAGCAAAGAGAGAGUGCUUUCUGCGGCUCUGCGACGAGGCGGAAAACGACCCCUGGGGCGGUGCCUACAGAUUGGUGGUCAAGGGGCUAAAAGCAGGCAGCACGGCUCCUUCGGACCCGGAAGCCCUGGACUCCAUAGUGCAGGCACUGUUCCCGAGGGGAGCCCCGGUGGUGAUGACGCAGCCCAGUGCGGAGCGCCACCCCAUCGUCGACUGUGAGGUCUCCGAGGACGAGGUGAUCCGGACGGGAAGGAGCGUUCGCACCAAAAAGGCGCCUGGGCCGGACGCAGUACCCAACAGGGCCCUGAAGUUGGCUAUCGCGCUUCACCCAAAGGAGUUCGCCACCCUAUACGCCAGAUGCCUCCAGGAGGGUACUUUUCCGGAGAGAUGGAAGAGGCAAAAGCUCCUGCUGCUGGCUAAGCCAGGCAAACCGCCUGGGGAGCCAUCCUCCUACAGGCCUAUCUGCCUUACCGACACCACUGGCAAGGUGUUCGAGAAGGUGAUAGCAGCAAGGCUGAAUGCCGCCAUCGAGAGGGCAGGGGGGUCUCUCUCCUAG